Molecule: messenger RNA, 1048 nt
Organism: Musa acuminata subsp. malaccensis (wild Malaysian banana)
Lineage: Eukaryota; Viridiplantae; Streptophyta; Magnoliopsida; Zingiberales; Musaceae
Source: RefSeq, a predicted model, not a curated record
CGUUUCAUCAGAAACAGAGCAAUUCAUGCUUAGCUUUCAUUUCCCAGCGAGAAGAAAGAAGCCAAGGUUAAUGGAAGAUACUGAGUUGGGUGCUCACACGGUAGCUUCUCAUGGAGUAAAGGUGGCGAGGUUCCACCUGCAUGACUGGAUUAUGCUGGUUCUCCUCGGCGCGCUUGAGCUCGUGUUCUAUGUUGUCGAUCCAUUCGAUCGCUUCGUUGGGAAGGACAUGAUGGCCGAUCUCAAGUACCCACCGAAGAGCACCACAGUGCCAUUCUGGGCUGUUCCUAUCUUCGCCGUCCUGUUUCCUUGUCUGGUCUUCGUAGCUAUCUACUUCAGAAGAAGGGAUGUUUAUGAUCUGCAUCAUGCAAUCCUAGGCAUCUUGUACUCGGUGCUUGUGUCGGGGAUGGUGACCGACGCCGUCAAGGACGCGGUUGGCCGACCUCGUCCCGACUUCUUCUGGCGUUGCUUUCCUGAUGGAAAAGAGGUGUAUGACAGCGUCACGACACGAGCUAUAUGCCACGGGCGAAAGGGAAUGAUAAAAGAUGGCCAUAAAAGCUUUCCAAGUGGCCAUGCUUCAUGGUCAUUUGCAGGCUUAGGCUUCUUCUCCUGGUACCUGGCAGGAAAGAUCCAAGCUUUUGAUCGCAGAGGUCACAUCGCAAAGCUUUGCCUCGUGUUUCUUCCUCCACUGGUUGCGUGCAUGGUGUCGAUCUCCCUGGUGAAUGAUUACUUACAUCACUGGGGAGACGUGUUUGCUGGUGGUCUUUUAGGAAUAGUGGCGGGUUCGUGUUGUUACCUGCAGUUCUAUCCACCGCCGCAUCACAUACAUGGUUGGGGGACGCAUGCAUACUUGCAGGUGUCGACUGAGACAAGGAACGGUGGUCGGACAUGGAGGACGAGGGGGAACACGAGUGAGUCUGAGGUAGGGUUGGGAACUCACAAUGGUUCAUGUGAAGACGAAGGUGGUGACGCGAGUACCGCAGACGCAUGCUUCACCCGGGACAUGGAUGCAGCUAGCAUGAGAGAUAUGUUGCCUGAAGAACGAGUGUAA